Molecule: messenger RNA, 1059 nt
Organism: Rhizopus microsporus ATCC 52813
Lineage: Eukaryota; Fungi; Mucoromycota; Mucoromycetes; Mucorales; Rhizopodaceae
Exons: 12
Coding region: 1-1059 (352 amino acids)
Biological process (GO): regulatory ncRNA-mediated heterochromatin formation
Cellular component (GO): nucleus
Molecular function (GO): siRNA binding
Source: RefSeq, a predicted model, not a curated record
AUGUACAGAAGAAAAAAGGUUGUCAAAGAAGAAAAGCCAAAGAUACCGGACACGCUUGAAGGCUUUGGUUAUGUCUUGAAAGAGAAUGGAGAGAUCAGAAGCAAGACAACAGAUGAACCAUAUGUAUUUGAAUAUUUACCCAAAGACAGACCUUAUAAUGAACAACGUUAUAAAGCAUUUAUUAAUCUCAUUGGAGAGGAAGUAGAAAAGAGACUUGUAGAGGAGCCUUUUAAUUUCCAAAAAAAGAUCAUUCCUGUCGAUGCUGAUCCAGCCAAGGAUCCUCACUCCUAUAUUUACAUGACACCUAAUGCUUUAACAACCACGGAUAAAUUGAUUCUCUUUAUUGCUGGCAACAAUACAAGAAUUGGGCAAUGGAGUAGAAGAGUGAUGUGUGAUGAAAACAUCUAUGCAGGAUCCGUGAUGGAUACAACCAGAAGAGUAAGAGAGAAAGGGUAUGAAGUCAUCAUCUUCAAUCCCAAUGGGAAUUACUGGUAUAACAACAGAGCAUGGGAAUAUCCAGAACCACAUAGCGUCAACAUUACACUUGUGCCUGGUAGUGAAAGCCCUGAAGAACAUUGUCAUUAUGUAUUUGACCAUUUUAUAAGGCAAGUUAAAACACGUGCGCAGAAAUUGGCUGCAUUGACACUUGACUGGGGAGGACAUGCGUUAACUCAAGCUUUGGAUGUAAACUUUGCUGAAUACAAGAAUAGAUUUAUAUGUACAGCCAUGGCCAACAGUGUUCACUCGAGAGAUAUGAUUAAGAACACUAGUCUUCGUACAUGGUUAUUUGAUAACUGCGUCAACUGGACUGUGAGCCAAAAGGAAAAAGGAGGGAUAAUUACUGAUCCCAGAUUUGGCUGCACAUGCAUUUCGUCAAAUCAGGAAAUUGCAGAUUUCACUUUGACAGAAUGCAUAGAUGAUAUCAUGAACUUUAUAUUCGUCAAGAUGGGAGACAUUGAACCAGAAAUAAAAGACGAUGAAGAUGAAUUUGAAAAUGAUGUUACAGAGGAGCAACUGGAAGAACUAAAAGAGCAUUUGGAAAUCACAAGUAUUCAAUAA